Molecule: messenger RNA, 495 nt
Organism: Cladophialophora yegresii CBS 114405
Lineage: Eukaryota; Fungi; Ascomycota; Eurotiomycetes; Chaetothyriales; Herpotrichiellaceae
Exons: 1
Coding region: 1-495 (164 amino acids)
Source: RefSeq, a predicted model, not a curated record
AUGGCCAACGACAGCGACAACGACUUCACCAAGAACAAACACAACCUCGUCGGCGUAUGGAGCCUCAUCUCCGGCGCAAUGUACGACUCCGACAAACCCGACCGGACCCUCCUGGCCAAGCCCUACGGCGACAAUCCGCACGGUAAAGUCGUCAUCUCGUCGUCAGGAUACCUGCUCGCGACGCUCGUGACGCCCGAGGGUCUGCAACCCCUCGCGUCCGACGACUGGACGCUAGCGACAGACGAGGAGGUCCUGCGCGUGGGCCGGAGUCUGACCACGUACGGCGGCUUUCUGACGGUGAAGGAACAGGAAGACGGGUCGCUUCUUUGGCAUACGACCGUGGAGAUCGCGAGUAAUCCGAAUUGGGUGGGCAAGCCGCAGACGAGGGUUGCGCGGUUCAGCGAGGACGACGGCGAGGCGUACAUGACGUUGAAUCCGGUGAAGUGGUAUACUUUGAAGGUGCGGCCCAGCCCGGCUCCCCCUCUCUAUGAAUAA